Molecule: messenger RNA, 3959 nt
Organism: Lutzomyia longipalpis
Lineage: Eukaryota; Metazoa; Arthropoda; Insecta; Diptera; Psychodidae
Product: armadillo repeat-containing protein 2
Exons: 8
Coding region: 856-3561 (901 amino acids)
Biological process (GO): cilium organization
Molecular function (GO): protein binding
Source: RefSeq, a predicted model, not a curated record
AGUACCGUUGUAGCCCUUCUCCGAAAACGAAGCAUUCCCUUUCACUUGCAUUUUCCACAUCGCCUCAACAUCCAGUGGCCGGAAGAGAGCAUAAAUUUUCACAAGUAAUUCUGUGGUGGUGGUGGUGAUACCCAAAAGUAUUCGGCGCCAUUUUUUGGCAGAGAUUUUCAUGAGACAGUGGGUGGAAAAGUGAAAAGCUCAAGUUUCCUCUCUUGGACGAUUGUCAAGAAAAUUACCAUGUGAAUGGUGGAAAUACAUCAGACGACAGUCUGCGUGAAGAUUCUUUGGGAAAAGUUUGCCAGUUGAAAAGACUUGAAAUAACAAAUGACUGUGACACUGAUGGAGCCCAGAGAAGCUGCGAGGAUGUCCCUCCAAUUGCAAUAAUUUAACAAAACUUGUGUAUUUUUAAAACUAUUAUGUGGAUUUUAUAAGGGGAACUUUUGUCUCCAACUUUUGCCUCCAUUUCUCAUAUACCCCGCACUCUCCGCGCGUGUGAGAGCUUUACCAGCAUUUCGUAGAAGGCGCAUAUAAUACACCACACAAACUUUUUGGAACACAGAAAAGGAAGAAAUAAUUCAGAGAAAGGCUCCCUCGUCGUACAAGAAAAAGGUAUCAUCGUAAAAACUGAAGAAAAUGUGUGGGAUGAGAGAGGGUCAACGACAAGUUUAAUAUUUUUUGACUCAUUGAUUUUCAUGCUUCUUUCCUUUCACUUGGCCACCCAGCAGAGGGUGUAAAAUAUACAUACAACAUAGGAUUGAGAGUAAAGAACAUUCCCCCGCAUCCAUCCCCCUUUAAAAGUAUAUAGAAAGCUGCGGGUGUACAAUAAAAAGGAGGAAGAAAAGCAAAGAAAAAAAAAUGCAGCAGCAAGGACAAUUGAAGAAUAUUGCGGGUGACACGAGCCCAUUAUCGAAUAAUAAAAGGCCAUACCGGAAGACCAGCGCCGAGAUUGUGAGUGAGGCAAAAAGCAUUUUAGCAGGGAGCGGAACUGGUGCUCGAUUAGUUGUGACACGACGGCCGAUAACUCCGCGGGAACCACGGCCAGGACGGCAUCUGUAUGGGCGUGUUGCACCAGAAGGUCGACCACCCAGUGCUUUUAGCCUGCGCUACCUUCAAUUUGAAAGUCGUGCACUUCCGUCCUUGGAACCCAUUCCACAGGUCACUCAAUCCUUCGACGAUGCACCCACGUCCCCAGCAAAGAGUCCAAUGGUGCACCGUAGUGAGUCCACGGGUUCACUUGCGUGCUAUGAAAACGGCGAAGAUUCGAAUAAUAAUCAGAAAAGGGGAAAAUUGCCAGCCCUUCUUCAACCGCCCAAGAUUGCAGCAUCGCUCGAUAAUUUGCUGGAGGAAAUGCCACCACGAAAGGAUUUCACCGUGAGGGAUCACCCACUGAGGAAGAUGCAGACAAAAUCAUGCGAUGGGAAAAUGCGAACCGAUGGACCUCAGCUGAAGAAUUCCCCAACUGGGAUGCCACAGCAAUCGAAUGUGGCGGUCAGAGGGUCGAAAUUGAAUCGUGGCAAUGAUUUAUUGACACAAUCCUCCACGGAGACCCUUCUCGACAUGCUAAAAGCUCAUGCGGGAGUUAAGGAGUGCACAGAAGAAUCAGUUCAGCAUAUUACGGGGAUUCUCACAGAGCUGUACACACGGGUGAAAGGAGCCCGAGGGGGAUGGCGUGGAGCAGUUCUUACAGCUCUCUACGGUCUAGUGGAGUGCGCUUCACCCAAAGUUCUUCUUGCUGUGGCUCGAGUUGUUUUGGCGCUUCGCGUGACUGGCAGCAACUUGACGGGAGCCUGCAAGUUAAUCUUCAAAGUGGCAAGGAAUGAGUCUAACGAUAAUUUGUUCGUAGACUGUGACGUGGCGGAACUCCUUAUCGAUGGAUUGGGACGUGCGACGCCACUUGAGGAACCCGAAGCAUGCAUCUAUGGGUAUGGAGCUGUGCGUUUUCUAGCAUCAUCCAACAUUCAAUCGUACACCGGCAAAAACCUCAAGAAGGAAGUUAUGCCAAAUAGGAAUAAGUCUCUGGCUUAUAGAUUGGCACGUCAUGGGGCUAUUGAUCUCAUUGUGCUGCAUUUGCAAAUGCUAAAUGAAGUUGGGGCUCAGUCAAAGCUCGCUGGACCACCUCUUCAUGCACUAUAUCAACUCUCUGGGGCUCUACGUGCUCUAGCUGGUGCUCCUAUUGUUAUUCAAGCCAUAAACAAUCCCACAGCUAAAGUGCUCACAACUACCCAAACGACGCAAUUUGGGCAAAUUAAAGAGACACUCGAGGGGGAGGAAAUCCAACUUGAACUGGCAGGACCACAUCUGGUACGCGCUGCUGAGAUUUGUGUCGAUGAGAUGGAAACACAAGCAAACAUCAUUCGCACCCUCAGCGUCCUGUCCGAGUUGGAUGCUUGUUGCGGAGUGUUGGUGGAUUCCGCAGCGAAAUUGGCCAUUUUGCUGGGACCGUGCCCAGAAGUGACCUCCCGGGAGAUAUCCAACAAAUCCCUGGGUACUGUUAGUCGACUGGGAUAUAUUCUUGGUAACAUUGUAGCAAAGUGGGAUGUUGCGAGGAUUCUUAUCUAUGAAAAUGAUGCGGCUAUGGAGCAUCUUCUUGCGGCUCUUGAGCACUACUCCAAUCAGCCUCUACAGAUGAGAAACCAGGGGGAGGAUUCUGUGGUGGAUGUGAUUGUGAAGCUGGUUAGAGUUGUGGCGAAUAUGUGCGUCAAUGGAGAAGUAGGAUUGGGAAUGUGCAGAAGAGCUUUCUUGGGGAAUACCCUGCUUAAUCUUGUGGCAAAUGCGAAUAGAAUUCCAACUUCAGAGAUGACGGAGGAGCUCGAGGAGAUGCUUUUAGCCACACUUGGGGCACUACACAAUUUAUCCUUCUAUCAGGAAGGAGAGGAGACAAAAACAUCUGAGGUUGCCCUGAGCAGCAUCAAUGGGAAAAUUGAACAACUGAGUUGUGCUUUGGUGGACACUUUAAAGAAUCAAUCGAUUGCAUGUCAAGCGGAAGCAGCUCGUGUUCUCGGCAACAUGACCCGGAAUCCGGAAUCACGCGAAGCAAUUUGUACAGCCGGAGGGCUUAAAGUUCUCAUACGAAAUCUUGAAUCAGAAGAUUUUGAACUUGUGUCGUCAUCGUGUGGUGUUCUCGUGAAUCUACUUGGAGACUGGGAGCGCAGGAUGCCAUUCAAGGAUCUCAAGGGUCCUUUUCUUCUGCGGGAUGUUCUCCAACGUAGCGCCAUGGAGGAAGACUGGCUCUUGGCAGGAACAGUAUGUCAAGCUCUAUGGAAUUUCCUCAUUGACACGGAAAAUGUAGUGGCUGCUCUAGGCACUGAGGAGGCUGAGUGCAUUAUGCAGGAUUUAGCUGAGUGUCUGGGGGAUGAAGGAAAAAAGAAAAUUCAAUGCACUGACGAGCUGUGGGAACAAUUCUCUUUUGUGGCAAGCGACUUGUUGGAUCGCAUUCAAACCUCCCCCAUUUCAAUUACAAAUUCACCGUGCAUCUCUUCAGAAUCAGAUGAUAACGAUGAUGUUGGCGGGAAGGUGGGUCAGGCAUGGGGCAAUGGCUUCCGGCAGUGGCUUGAUGAAUGAGCGAGCAACGGAGAGAAUUUCAUUAAAUAAUCAUCCACUAAAUACAAUGGAAAGAGGGGACAAAAAUAUUCGCCUACGCAAUUCCUUCAGCAUACCACGGAAUUCCCCAUCAUGGGAGAUAAGAGAAUUUCAGAGAUGAGGAAAGAAAUUAGAAUUUCGUCACACUUUGAGAUAAUAUUUAUUCCAGUAGCGUUUAUCCCCUUCAAUUUUGUAGUUCCUAAUUCAAUUCUCUUUUCCUUGCCUCCAUCACUGGUACGUACAGGGUAACGAUCAACCUAUAUUAUAAUGUAUGUAGUCGCUACGAAAAUACCUCUCUCGUCCACAAUAAAUUUACCAGAAAGUCCCUUCUUUUAAUGUGUAGAAGAAGCAAAAUAAAUUUAUUUCAGUGGCACUCGGAA